AGAAGACCCGUAGAAGAUAUAACUUCGUCAGUUGCAUAUCAAAAGCCUUAAGACUUUGUUAAUCAUGUAGAAGUAUUCUUCCAUGAUACAUAUAUGACAUAAUUAAUUGUACAUAAUGCUGGCAUAAUUUUCAAUGAUGCAUGGUAUAAUCACUUAAUAUGCCAUUUGAUUUAUUUGGUUCCAAAUUUAACUAAAUACAACAAAAAAUUACUUGGUGCCCAUACUUAUGGAACUUGGAACAUGUGAAUUUCUCGUGCAUCCAUAAUUUGAGAUCAAAUCAUGGUCCUAGGCAACAAUAUCAUCUAUAAUUUUUUGUUUUUGUUUUGUUGGGUACUCUUAAUGUACGUGGACAAAGCACACAUCAUUAUAUGUUAUACCUACAAUUAUUUUAUAAUUAUUUUACAAUUUUUGAGAUGUGUAAGCAUAUGAUUGGAGGAGGGUGUUAUUUUAUUUUUUAUUUUUUUAUUUUUUGUAGUUGCUGUACUUUUAAUAUUCUUGGAGAUCUUUUUGUUCCUAAUACACAGCCUGUUAUUGGUCAGCGCACGCAACUAUGUUAAUGUUACAGGUAAUACUGCAAUUCUUUUCAAACAGAACAUUCGGGAGCCACGGACACCAAAAAUAUAGGAAACUUCCCACUUCCACCGCCAAAUCCUGAGGCUGAGUGCAUCACAUUUCACGUGUCAGCGCGCGUCAUUGUUGACUCAUUCUUUUCCAUUUACGUACGCACGAACGCCCUUUCUAUAUUUUCGGACUUUGCAUUAAAACCUUCCUCCCACAAAACCGUGGCUUGGCAUAUAGAGAGCUAGGCCGGAUAGAUAGCUUGCAAGAUUGUUCCUUUUUGGAGAAGGGUUCCUUCUUUCUGGGUUGGUCUCUUCUCUCGUCUCUCGUGCGACUCGGCCAUGGCUUCCUCUUCCGUCAACAGAUGGUUAAAGCCUGAGGUGUAUCCACUCUUUGCAGCAGUUGGUGUAGCUGUUGGCAUUUGUGGCAUGCAACUUAUAAGGAAUAUCUGCACCAACCCUGAAGUGAGGGUUACCAAAGAGAACAGAAUCGCAGGAGUGCUUGAGAACUUUGAAGAGGGUGAGAAAUACGCAGAACAUGGCCUCAGGAAGUUUGUCCGCAACAGACCACCUCAGAUCAUGCCAUCCAUCAACAAGUUCUUCUCUGAUCCAAACUGAAUCGAAUGCUUAGAUUUCCCCGCCUUAUUAGAAAUUUGACUUUUGAAAAUGGCGUUUGUCUGUUUAACUGAUUGAAUGGGAGAAAAGGACAUAAGAUUUGUUUUCUAAAAGGAGACAUGAGACAAUUGUGUACGACAGGUUGCCUUGUUUUUGGUUCAUGAUUUUGACCAUUGAAUAAUAAUAAAGUCUAUAUUUGCACACUGAA
Messenger RNA from Corylus avellana, 1380 nucleotides. RefSeq lists its product as uncharacterized. Lineage: Eukaryota; Viridiplantae; Streptophyta; Magnoliopsida; Fagales; Betulaceae. The record is from RefSeq and is a predicted model, not a curated record.